CUGUGAUUGGUGCAAGUGUGGUGGCCUGCCUUUAAUGCUCGUUCAAAACGGCUAAAUGUCUUGUUUUAUGGAUAAUUUGCCGUGGCUUGUGCUGAUAUAGUUCACGUGAUAUUGAAUUAUAAGUAACUGACUGAUAGUUGAAGCAUUUUGGGGUGUAUAGAGACUAUGUCAAACAUGUUUUUUUCCUCUAAACCUAAAAUAUACAAUACAGAUCUGGCCUGUUUGUUAUGUCUUCACAUGUAAUUUAUUGGACAUCUGUGCGUAAUAAUAAGUGAUGGGUAUUUAGGGCCUGGAUACCAUUUAAGCAGCAGUUUGUGGUGCUGAAUAUACUUUGGUCAUGCAGCAUUUGGGAUGAAGUGUCUUCUCAAAGGCAUCCGUUAGGUGGCAGUAUGUUACCAUAUUAGACAAAUUCAUGUCUCGGCAGAGGAUGAGUCCACCCUCUUUCAUAUCCAGUCUGGUUAGAGCGCAUUCACUCCUCACUUGGGAUAAGCGCGCAUGUGUAAUUUGGUGUUGGUUUGCAAGAAAAAGGCUUUAAUUUUCCGAUUGGUUUCAAAAGGAAGUACUUUUGCAGUCUACGAUGGAGUAAAUAAUCUAGACAAGCCGAGGAUUUAUUCACAUGUUUUGGAUUCCCACCGUGGUCCCGUACGAUGGAACAAAGAAGACAGGGUGCGAGCUGGCGACACCGGCCGUGUGUGCUCGGCGUAAUGGCUUGGUUUUUAUUUCUCAGCGCCGCUUACGCACAGCUGAGAUAUUCCAUCUCCGAGGAGCUCAAAGAGGGCACUUUCGUCGGGAACGUUGCAAAGGAUUUAGGAAUAGAUCCGUCUUCUAUCAAGCAGAGGAGGUUCCGCAUCAUGUCCGGCUCGAAUGAGCAUCUCUUUAAGGUGAACGAGAACGAGGGGACUCUUUACGCAAACCGUCAAAUUGACCGAGAGGAGGUGUGUAAGGAAAGUAAUGCAUGCCUGAUUCAUCUUAAAACUGUCCUUGACAACCCGCUGGAGGUGCAUUAUGUCACGGUGGAUGUGUUGGAUUUAAACGACCACUCCCCCACCUUUCCAGAUAAAACAAAACGACUGGAAAUAUUCGAGUCUACUCUGCCGGGUACAAAAUUCCAACUGCAAAAUGCGCACGACCCGGAUAGCGGUUCUAACGCCGUGCAGCAGUACAAAAUAAGCCAGAAUGAUCAUUUCCGGCUGGAGGUGAAAGACCGAGGUCGAGAUGGCAAAACGCCAAUUUUGCAGCUGCAGAAGCAGCUGGACAGAGAGAACAAACGCAGCCACAAAUUGGUGUUGACAGCCGUGGAUGGCGGCCACCCGCCUAAAACGGGCUCUGUUGAAAUCCACGUCGAGGUUCUGGACGUGAAUGACAACAUGCCGGUGUUCACCAAAGAGACGUACUCUGUGACGCUGCAAGAGAACGCCCCGCUGCGCACGACCGUCAUCCAAGUCAACGCGACGGACUCCGACGAAGGCUCUAACGGGGAGGUCGUUUAUUCGUUCGGAAGUGACGUCAAGGAUAAAAUUAAGCAAUUAUUCCACAUCGAUCCUGUCACCGGGGAGAUUAUUGUAAAAGGCAAUGUUGACUUUGAGGACCAGGACAGCUAUGAUAUUGACAUCCAGGCGUCCGACAAGGGAAGUAUUCCUUUCAAAACGGAUAAAAGUGUCAUUAUUAAAAUUAUAGACGUGAAUGAUAAUUAUCCGGAGAUAGAAGUGACGUCACUGUCCAGUGCUAUUUCUGAGGACUCCCGACCAGGGACCACAGUCGCUCUGAUCAGUGUUACUGAUUUAGAUGCUGACUUGAAUGGGAAAAUAACUAGCUAUGUUACUGAAGACUCUCCCUUUAUGUUGACUGCGUCCAUGCAGGAUAACAUGUUUGCUGUUGUCACCAAGUCACGGCUUGAUAGGGAACAACAAUCUGUGUAUGAUGUAACAAUAGUUGCUAAAGACUCCGGCGAGCCUGCCCUGACAUCAGAAAAGACCAUUACUGUGUUUAUAGCUGAUACAAAUGAUAACAAUCCAGAGUUUUUAUUGAGCCCUUAUACUUUCUACAUUCUCGAGAAUAAUCAACCAGGAGCAUCUGUCUUUUCCGUAAAGGCAUCUGAUCGAGAUGAAGGAGAGAACAUGAUCAUUUCAUAUCACAUUUUUAGGAACGUGGCUAUAGACAACAGAGACACUUCGUUUCUCAACAUAAAUUCCGAAACCGGUGAUAUUAUUGCUUUAAAAAGUUUUGACUUUGAGACGCUGAAAAGUUUCCAGUUCCAAGUCGUGGCCACGGACGGUGGAAGUCCUCCACUGAGCAGCAACGUGACAGUGAAGGUGUUCAUUCUGGAUCAGAACGACAACGCUCCAGUCAUCCUGUAUCCAGUCAGCUCCAACGGUUCUGCUGAAGGUGUGGAGGAGAUUCCCCGCAAUAUGAAAGCAGGAGACUUGGUGACUAAAGUCCGAGCCUAUGAUGCUGAUAUAGGAUAUAACGGCUGGUUACUGUUUUCACUGCAGCAAGUCACUGCCCACAGUCUCUUUACUUUGGACCGCUAUACGGGCCAGAUCAGAACACUUCGCUCCUUCACAGAGACGGACGAGGCUGAGCAUGGACUGCUCAUACUGGUCAAAGACAACGGCAACGUUUCCCUGUCAGCAACAGCUACUGUGACUGUCAAACUUGUGGAGCCCAAAGAGGCUUUUGCAGCUUCUGAUGUCAAACGUGCAGCAGCAAAAGUGGAGGAGGAGGACCACAAUGUGACUUUUUACCUCAUCAUCACUUUGGGCUCGGUCUCGCUGCUUUUUGUCAUCAGCAUCAUCGUGCUGAUCGCCAUGCAGUGCUCCAAAUCCACAGAGUACACUUCCAAAUAUCUCCAAGACGCUAAUUAUGAUGGGACACUGUGUCACAGCAUCCAGUACAGAUCAGGAGACAAACGCUACAUGCUAGUUGGACCCAGAAUGAGUAUAGGUUCUACUAUAGUCCCGGGCAGCCACGCCAACACUCUGGUGCUCCCUGACAGGAGACACACUUCUUCUGGGGAGGUAAGACACACAUUUUGUGUAUUUUGUAUAACGUCAUUAAAUAAUUCACCCAUAUCAUAACAUGACAUAUUUGGUGAUCUUUAAUAUCAG
Molecule: messenger RNA, 3107 nt
Organism: Nerophis ophidion (straightnose pipefish)
Lineage: Eukaryota; Metazoa; Chordata; Actinopteri; Syngnathiformes; Syngnathidae
Product: protocadherin alpha-3-like
Exons: 1
Coding region: 648-3077 (809 amino acids)
Biological process (GO): homophilic cell-cell adhesion
Cellular component (GO): plasma membrane
Molecular function (GO): calcium ion binding
Source: RefSeq, a predicted model, not a curated record